This is a messenger RNA of Spirometra erinaceieuropaei, 6451 nucleotides long. NCBI's taxonomy places the organism in Eukaryota, Metazoa, Platyhelminthes, Cestoda, Diphyllobothriidea, Diphyllobothriidae. The record is from the annotation of a GenBank genome assembly.
AUGAGAAGUGGGGUGAGUCGCCUCGCAAAAAUAACAAAUGACUGCACAGAACAGAAAAAUUUGAAGAGAAUGUGGCGAAGAAAAUACCCAGAAAAGAAUAGCAGUAAUCUGUCAGAACUUUUACAUCCAGUAAACUUUAGAGGCGUGUGAAAAGAGGAUGAAAAUAGGGGAAAACUUUGACCGGUGGCUAUUUUAUCGGAAAAAUGACAGGGAGUCAUUACUAUGUCCAGAUCGGACGAUAUUAAUUGCAGAUAUUAGGAGGCACUAGUAGCUUGCUAAUGCAUAGAAGGAACGGCACUCAAACAUCAUACCAAUUUUACAACGGCGUGCGCUAUGUUGGAUGUCAAAAAAUCAGGGUUCCUGUGUGUUCUCAUGCCUAGGUAGGGAAUACUUCGGUCAUUUCUUGCACGGAUCGCAAAUGCGUUGCAGACCUACGCGGUAGUUGAGACGAUGUUUGUGUGUGUUCCCUCGGUCACAUAUUCGAGGGGGUUAAAAAAGGGGUAAAACCCACGUAGAAUGUCUUGUUGCUCAGUCUAUUUGCCACAAUAAGGCACAUACGCUAAUGCUUCUGCUGUAGGAUUGGGUAUUCGGGCCUGCCUGGAAGCUCGUAAGUGCUUAAAUUCGAAAUGUGGCGAAAAAAUUAACUGCCAGGUGUGAAAUUUUUCAAAACCCCUUCGUCUCCCUGAGUAGUUUAUUGACCAUACUGAGAAGCGACAUUCGAUAUGCGGUUGAAUAACUGUCUUACCCAAUAUGCAAGAUUUUUGGUGUUUUGAGUUAUAAAUGCCUCUAAAUAGGAAAGACAUAAACAGGCACGUAACAAACUCGAUAUAUCUGGAUGUAAAAUAGGAAGAGCAAAAGUGAAAUUAUUAUGGGUCAGUGCAGACUAGGCAUUCAAAGGCGUUUGAAUUCAUUGACGAACCCAACACCAGUUUGUUUUAACCCUCGGCUGUCAUUCCACCAAGGUCACUCACCACUCAAAAUUCCUUGAACGCUUUGGGAAGAUGAUGGACUUUUUCGUGGAAUUUGACUUCAAACUUAGAACUUUUCUUCCCAAUUUAGACUAAAACGUAAGUGUCGACCGUAUUGUCACGGUUUUUAAGGCAAUCAAGUUUUAAGGUAAUUUUUACUGUUCCAAGUUCUUAAUUAAUGCGGUCAAAAAUCCACCAUCGCAAUUAUUGGAGAGGGAGUCUAGGAACAAUAUGCUAGACGCCUGUGGUUGUAUUUACAUAUAUUAAUACAAACUUAGGCGAUUGGUUAACUAGUUUAUUUUAUGCUUAGAAGUGUGUAAGACUCGCUGAUUUUUCUGAAAUGUUGGCCGCUUUUUCCGCCAACUAACACAUGUUUAAUAAUAUUCACCCAUGUCUGAGAAAAGACCACUGAAGCAUUUUAGACAGAUAAUGCAUAUUCGAUGACAGACCGCCUAUAUAUGCAGUCCUACGUGUACGUUUGUGUUUUGUCGACUGAAAAUAUUUAGCUAAAGACGUCUUUAACUAAACCUUUCUGACGUAUGUCCUAAAGCACAGAAUUCGGACACCCCUGUGCCGAUAAUUUUUUCGCCAUAAAUCUCCAUGAUUUCUUGUUCCGAGAAUGAUAUAUGGGGUUUUUAAGCGUGUGUGACUAAUAUUCGUUCAGUGGUUGAUAUAUUAACCACUGAACGAAUGCGUUAACACAAGAUUCAUUUAGUGAUAUAUAUAUAUAUAUAUAUAUAUAUAUAUAUAUAUAUACGUAUAUAUAUGCGUAUAUAUAUAUAUAUAUAUAUAUCAAUAAGUCAAUUUUUUGUAAUGCAUAUGGGGCAUUUACUCAUUAAUAUACUAAUAGUUCCUCGCAUCGUCGACAGGAGUAAUUGGAAAUUCCACUUAUAAAACCUCAUUCAAAAUACAUUUGAAUUUAAUGGCAGUUAUUAUGAAGUUGGGGUAAUUUAUGAAUCGAUGUUUGUGGAAGAUGCCCAAUAAAAUAGGAACUGUCAUUUAUUUUUCGCGGGAAAGUCCAAGUUUUAGUGGUACAGAGAAGCAUUUCGCAACAAACUGGACAUAUCUUACGAGUUUGGCGUUGAGCAUUUUAAUAUUAAGAUUGUUGCAAAUAUUAUCUUUGAAGCUAUCAAUGAUAUAUAGGCGGUUAUGUAAACAAUAGUGGCUCAUUAUACGCUACUCAUGUUUUGAAUGGAUUCAUCCAGUUUCACUGACUUUGAGACACUUGAAAACUGACUUGCGCCAAUAUUUUAUUAGUUACGUCUCCAUUGGAAUACUCUGCCUGAGUGUUUGUACAUCGCAACUAAGAAAUGCCAGACCGGUUGUUUUAUUUUCCGUGUCAGAUUCAGAUAUACUGCACUAAUCUGUAUAGUCACAUGCAAAUUAUUUUUGCCUUACAAACUAAUUGCAUGAAAUAUAUAAACCAAACAAAUCCGACAGAUUUUCUGUUUGCUGACUGUGUGUGCCCUGAAAUAAGAGUUAAUGAAUUUUGCGGUGAACUAUCACGAAAGUUUUUAUGACAAAUUCCCAAGCCACAGUGUUUUGAAAUCCGAAACAAGAUUAUAAAAAGUGAGUUAGUUGAAAUAUUUAAGCAUAUAAAUUUCAAGAGAUAGUUGCUUUCGUAGAAUGUGCAAUAACACCGAAAUAAUCUAAGACAAAAAGUAUAAGUUCUGUGGCUUUUUGUGAGGGCCAAAAAUUUGAGAACAUAUUUCCAAGUUGUACAAAGCAGACCAGCCAAAAUAGCUAUGGGAUAGGCCACCACCGACAUCAACAAUAUUUAACGAAGUAAAUUAUCAAGUUUCACAGCAGAGAUAGUCCGUCUAUUACCCAGUCGUUGUAACCGUUCCUUCUCCCGUUGAUAUGGCGCGAAUGGUCGUGGGCAGUAUGCUUAGCUGCGUCGUAGCUAAUUUCCAAUACAUUGUCCACUUUUCUGUCCUCCUUUGAAUAAUACUAAUAAAAAUAGUGAUAAUAAAAAUGUGUAGUGACCACAUAAAUGUGCAAGCCAAAAUGGAAAUCUGCGUACAUUUCGGGACGUUAUUCCUGUGUGCAGGUUUUGCUAACACAGCUUGUCCGGAUGAGCUCAAAGGUGUACCUGCGUCCGUAUCGACGACUCCGUGGAAUAUUUUGAAUAUUAAUGAGUGGGAAGGUUGAGCCACUCUCAGCGAUCUGCACACCAACGGUUCUGACGAGAGUCAACAAGCUUCGUUGUUCAGGGCCGUAGUUCUUCCAAAAAGUCAAUGUCAUGAACGAGACACGGGGAUCACGCGUAUGAGCAGUACUCCACUGAGUGCCGCCACUGAAUGCGCAGUCAGCCGCAAUAACUCUAAUUACCGAAUUCUUUUCAUCGUUUGCUGAUGAUUAUAAAUGGGGCAACUAAUGCAGAAAAUUGGCUGAUGGAGAACAUUUGAAGGUCGCAGUUGAACGUCUAAUUUAAAGUGUCUCUCUCGUCUCAUGCCUUCGACGAAAAAGGCAUAUUCAGUGCUGACACACCGUGCGUCCAUCAAAUACUAGGAGUUCAUUUAUUGAAUGUUAUUAUUGCUUAUGAGUCUUUCGAAUCGUCCCCGGAUCUAUAUAACCCUCGUUCGCAGGUGUUUACUAAUAAAGUGUCAUGUGCCGUGACAUCUUUAGGUCAUCUGAUCUGACGUCAUCUUACUGUUUCAAGUUGGUAAACGACUCCAGUCUCCGGACAUCUUCGAAAUUGGGUAAUUUUCCCCGGUACACUGUUAUUACUUUUUUACAUAUUGCUUUUUCAAAGCUAACUCCUUAUUUCCUCAGAACGUAUCUACGAAGUUGGAGUAGAUCAGUUUAUUCAAGGUCUAUAGGCUCAAACCGAGAAUUUUAUACAUUAAUAUUUCGGCCAAAGUCCAUCAGCCACAGCGGAUAACCGCGUAAUAUUCAUUAACUGCCGACAGGAAGUUAGAAGUAUACUUUGGGGUAAGAUGAUACCUUACAAACAACACAGGUACUAGCUAAAAGCCCAUAUGCACGUGUUUAGCCGAUAUACUGCCGCUACAUGGCGCAGCUGCGAGGGUUUGGUCUCGUCAGUGGGUUCCCCAGCAUUCCCCGUCUGUUUUCUAGUAGAUACUCUAAUUUAGGAAUUGUCGCUCUUUUGUUUCCUCAAAAAUUAUCUACGAACUUGGAAUAGAUUAGUUUAUUCAGCUUUUCAAUUAUGGAAUAUUAAGAAGCGAAGCACAUAUAGAAGCAUACAUCAGAGAUAACUUUAGAAAUUUCAUAAACCUAAAAACGAAUGAGAUCAAGUUAAUGCAUGUUCUGUCUUUUUGGUACCCGCUUCAUUUUGUUCUUAAGAGUCUAAGAAAAUUACCCGACUGGUCAGUAGUAUUUAAUAAAAGUUUCUUUAUAUUAGGGCGUCUGACUGAAGUUGGUCCUUUAUGUGAAGAAAUAUACGUUUGCGACAGAAACGUAUUUGGGGACUUCAUUUGUUUCUAACAUGGCACACUGCCUGAAGUUACUACCACACUGUAUUUUGUCCGAAAACUUGCGACUGGUCUGAUUAUUUCGUAGACUCGUAGAAGCCACAGGGUUCUUAGUCCUCGUAAUGCACCGAUCACUUAACAUUAUAAUUCUUCUAUUUCCGUUAGAGAAUGGAAAAUACUGAAAACAACGGUAUAUCUAAAACAUUAUGCCACAGAAACAGGGCCGUUGUAAGUGGAAUGUUUUUUUUACCGAAGAGCGUUGAAGGCAGCAGCAAAUGUAAGUUAUUUUUUUUAUAAAAAAACUAAUAAGGGCUUGGAGCUGCUCAAAGGAAGUAAUUAAGUUAGCUGAUUUUGGUCGAUCGAACGGUCCUGUGCCAUCUAAGGAACUGAUGCAGUCGGUACUGCUGCGUCGCAUUGAAUACCCCCCUGAUCCUACAGACCACAGCGACGUUUGAUGUUCGGGCCUUCUUCGACCCUUUUUCCGUAGAGGAUUUUAUCCUUUACAAACUGCGUGAAAACGGGGAAGUCCCUUUUAUCUUGCUUUUUUUCAAAAUGUGACCAAUGUAGUUUUUCUCAAAACAGUCAGCCGUUCAAAUCGAUUUAGUUGAAUAUGGCAUGUGACCCCCAAUUGGCAGAGACACUAAAAAUAAAAAAAAACAAAUUUUCUGCCACUUACAGAAGGUGUAACUUCGAACAGUCAACGGCAUACACUAGCGCAGUUUUCUUUGAUGUUCGCCUGCAAAAUCUGUUUUAGUACGAAGUCGAACGAAAGCCCUUGGGAAUUUGGAUAUUGGACGAAUUUAUUCACACGGUUCGCCCCCUACAACUUCCAUUUUUAAGUAAUGUCGUGGAAAAUCUUUCUUUAGGCUCACGGCAUCCGGAAUAAAACCAAUUAAUUUGUCUUUUUAAAAUCCUUUGGCAUUUAUACGACCUGCAAGAUGUUUCGCAGUUAUUCACGUCUUACCGUUCGCUUUCGUAUGGCAACGGAAACGAGUGCAUUAAGUAAAAAAUAAAUGAAAGGCAAAUUUUCAAAAUUACGAAGUUUAAGUAAUGGGUUGAGGUCGUGGGAAGUAAUUAGUGUCAGCAGUGUAAUGUCUACAAUGGGCUGCAAAUGGAUGCCAAAAUAAAACCCCGUAUGACACGAUCGACUGUCUACGGACAGUUAAAUGGGGUCCUCCAUCCUACAAUUUCUGGAGGAGAUUCCUGCUACCUUUAUCAUUAGCAGACCCUGUAUCCAGAAGACAACCGAUCCCACUUUACAGCAGUACUGUCUCCGUUGAUGCGACUGCAUUCGACGUAGCUCAGACCCGAUUUUGCCCAAACUAAUCCCUACAAUAGGUUCAAAUGUACCCGUUACAUGAUUUUGCGAGAGAUAAGGAAGAACGAACGACUCGCUCUAACUUUCUGGGAAGUCAUUUAUCCUUGAACUUAUAAAAACUGUGGGACUUUCGAAAGACAUGCAGGGUAGUUAGAAUAUCACUGAACGGCACUUUCCCCGUUUUCCCAAACAUCUUGCCUCGUGACUUAUGCUUUAGAGUUUUUUCCGAAAAACUUUCAAGCGGCCACAGGUUUCGCGUGGAAACCCGUAAGACUUGAUAACUUCCGUCUACGGAUGUCUGUGGGUCGAUUUUAAAAAAUGGGAUUCCAAAUGUAACUUUCCUGUCCCCCAACACAUAUGUCACACACGAACUCUUCCCACAUCACCCACCCUAGGUGCGGAAUAGGCACCUCUCACGUAAUUGAGAGCGUGUUAUUCGGAUCCUCCAUGUGACCUCUAUACUUGUACUUGAUAGAGCUGCGAUCAUGCCUGAUCUAGCCGGUCUCGAUGAUGUCACGAACUGUGCCUCUCCACGUGUGACGAUCCGCGGCAGCAGAUCUGGACAGAUCAACCCAUUCCCUUCGCCAAUGACGGAGACCGAGUACCGAAGGUCCAAGAACCACCUCCAGUUCUUGACAAACUGUGUCGAUCCAGGUUUUGAACUGACCCCUCUUCGACGCAUCCAAUGGGGCAACGGUCCCGGACCGAGGGCAGUAACACUGAGCUCCUGA